CUCCAACACAACAGGAGCAGCAAACACAAUGGCAUCUCCGCCGCCCACAACCGCUGCCAGACCAUGGCAUCACUACCUGACCCUCGACCUCCUCGUCCACGUCCUGCUCCGCACUUUCCUCCACCCCUUCAUCGCCUGGCUAAUGCCGCUAUGUCUGCGCGCCAUCUCCAUGCCCACCACGCGGCGCGAGUUCCAGCUCUCAUGCGUCUAUGCGACGCUGGUGACGCUCGCAUGGCUACUCAAUGCGAUCAACCAUCGCGUGGCGUAUGGCCGUCCUCGCACGCUCGACUGGGACGAGGAGGUCGUGGUUGUCACGGGUGGGGCGCGCGGGCUGGGCGCUAUCGUUGCGCAGACGUAUGCGAUGCGUGGAGCGAGCGUGGCGGUGCUGGAUGUUCUUGAUCCGGCGACUGUCGUUGCGGAGGGAGGAGAGGAGAGGGAGAAUUUGAAGUAUUAUCGGUGUGAUAUUGGGAAUGCGGAGGAAGUGGAGAGGGUGCGGGAUGAAGUUCAGAAGGAUUUCGGUCCCGUCACGAUCCUCAUCAACAAUGCCGGCGUGGUCAGCGGAGGACGCCUGUGGGAUUUAUCGACGGCCCAGAUCCAACGCAACUUCAACGUGAACCUUCUCUCGCACUACUAUACCAUCCGUGCCUUCCUGCCCGGCAUGCUAGCGAGCGCAUCAGGCGGUACCAUCGUCACAGUCUCCUCCGUCCUCGGCAAGCUUGGAGCCAGUCAUCUCUCCGAUUACACGGCUGCCAAAGCCGGAUUGAUCGCCAUGCACGCCUCGUUGCGUGCGGAACUCGCCCUGCCUACGGCACCAGAAGGUGCGGGUGAGAUCCGCACGAUUCUUGUCACCCCGGGACAACUUUCCACGGUCAUGUUUGCGGGAGUCGUAACACCGUCGACUUUCCUCGCGCCAGUGGUGGAGCCGGUGGAGCUGGCUAGGGCAAUCGUGCAGAAGAUUGAUGCGGGCGAGAGCGGCGAGAUCAGUCUGCCACUCUAUGCGCAGCACAUCGAGUGGUUAAAUGUGCUGCCAGUAUCGUUGCAGAUGGUCGUGCGUUGGUUGAGUGGUGUAGACUCUGCGAUGGCGAAGGCGCACAAUCAGGAAAAGAAGGUGUUGUGACUGGAGUAAGAUGAUGGCGAUGGUAUUAAUGCAUCCGCUGAGUUUCCGAUUCCAAUAUCAGCUAUAGGCGUGAUGAUGCGCUGUGUGCCGUGAAUCGAACCAAUCGCGUCUUCGUCCCACAUGAAACUGCUGUGUCCAUGCGAGCUAUAGAGUCGAAUCAAGCAUUUUGUUCAUCACAAUCCUUCGUCCUUUCUCAAAUGCUUCACCACAAUC
Molecule: messenger RNA, 1330 nt
Organism: Dissoconium aciculare CBS 342.82
Lineage: Eukaryota; Fungi; Ascomycota; Dothideomycetes; Mycosphaerellales; Dissoconiaceae
Product: NAD(P)-binding protein
Exons: 2
Coding region: 29-1117 (362 amino acids)
Molecular function (GO): oxidoreductase activity, acting on the CH-OH group of donors, NAD or NADP as acceptor
Source: RefSeq, a predicted model, not a curated record